Salvelinus namaycush (lake trout) is the source of this 1260-nucleotide messenger RNA. RefSeq names its product voltage-dependent calcium channel gamma-4 subunit-like. The transcript has 4 exons. Gene Ontology annotation, molecular function: channel regulator activity; voltage-gated calcium channel activity. The coding region runs from base 1 to 1260 and encodes 419 amino acids. The record is from RefSeq and is a predicted model, not a curated record. Gene Ontology annotation, biological process: regulation of AMPA receptor activity; postsynaptic neurotransmitter receptor diffusion trapping; positive regulation of synaptic transmission, glutamatergic. Lineage: Eukaryota; Metazoa; Chordata; Actinopteri; Salmoniformes; Salmonidae. Gene Ontology annotation, cellular component: AMPA glutamate receptor complex; postsynaptic density membrane.
AUGGUUUGUGAGAAGGGGAUCCAGAUCCUCCUCACCACCGUGGGGGCCUUUGCAGCCUUCUGCCUGAUGACGGUUUCUAUAGGGACGGACUACUGGCUGUACUCCCGCGCCUCCAUCUGCAACAGCACCCGCAACCACUCAGACGACCCCCACAACAAGGACAAGAAGGACCCCGGAGCCCUCACCCACUCUGGCCUCUGGAGGAUCUGCUGCCUGGAAGGGGUGAAGAGGGGAGUGUGUUCUCAGAUCAACCACUUCCCUGAGGAUGCUGACUUUGACCAUGAUGGGCCUGAGUAUGUUCUACGUAUGGUCAGGGCUUCCAACAUCUUCCCUAUCCUCAGUGCUAUCCUGCUGUUGAUGGGAGGGGUGUGUAUCGGUCUCAGUCGCUUCUAUAAGCACAAGAGGAACAUCGUCCUGGGAGCAGGCAUUCUCUUUGUGGCUGCAGGUCUGAGCAACAUCAUCGGUGUGAUCGUGUACAUCUCUGCAGCGCUGGGAGACAUCUCCCCUAAGAAGGACGAGGACAAGAAGUGGCAGUACAGCUACGGCUGGUCCUUCUACUUCGGAGGCCUGUCCUUCAUCAUGGCUGAGAUGGUGGGCGUUCUGGCCGUCAACAUCUACAUCGAAAAGAACAAGGAGCUUCGCUGCCGCUCGCGCACUGACAUCUUCAAGGGGACCACGCACGCCAUGCUCCGCCUACCCAGCUACCGCUUCCGCCGUCGCUCCCGCUCCUCAUCCCGCUCUACUGACCCCUCACGCUCCCGAGACCCCUCGCCGGUGGGGGGAGGCGGGGGGAAGAACUUUGGCCUGCCCCCCUCGGCCAUGCUCUCCCAGGGGCCCAUGUCUGUGGCCACGCUGCCCAACCCUCACUCUCGCUCCCACACCACCCUGGCGGGGGGUGACAUCUCUCUCUACACUCUGUCCCGCGACCCCAAGCUGGCUGGCCUGCCCCCCAUGUACGGCACUGUGGACCGCGCCACCCUCUACCAGCUCCACAACUGCUUCCCCAAGGACGGGGGAGGAGGGGGAGGAGGGGGUGUGAUGAUGAGCGGCACGCUGCCCUCUCUGAAGUCCCACAACCCCUCGCUGUCCCAGAAUUCCUCCAACUCCAACGCACCCAUGGGCAACUCGGUGGGCUCGGGGCCCCCACCCUUCUCCUCGUCCACGGUGGAGAGAGAACGAGGGAUGGGAACGCUGGACAGGCUAAAGGGAGAUAGAGAGAGCAACUCCAAUACGCUCAACAGGAAGACAACACCCGUGUAG